AUGGCGAGACGUCUAACUGCUGAAGAGAAAGGGAAAGGCAUUGACACAGGAGGUCUGGAGCCGACUCCUCCCCCCCCCCCAACCCGUGGAGCUGAACAACCUUUGAGAGGAAGAGGAAGCAGGGACUUCAGGGAAAGAGUCGACAGGCAUGGUCGAUCUUUUGGCGAAAGAAUUAGCACAAGAUUUACUCGUAACCCUCCACCUGUCCAGAACCAACCUCUUCUCAGCCCUACACGAAGAAGGAGUGGAGUUGCUCCUUAUCAGCAAACGGAGUACACCUCCCCCCCUUAUGCGAAGAGUAGAAGACACCACCCAUACGAGACACCUCACAGGAGAUCCUUGUUCCCUCCUAGAGAGAUGAAGGAAUGGAGAAGGAAAACAACUGUCGAGGUUGAACAAGAAGUCAACUCACCGAAUCCCAUUCCGAUUCCAGAGCAGCCUGUGACUACUCCAGCACCUGAGAUACAUGAAUCGAUGGGAACGGAGAGACAACAACAACGAGAGAGAAUAAUGGAAGAUAUUAAUAGAGCUACACAGAUGUACCUGAACUGCGACGACCCUACAGAAGCAGCAGCAAGGCGCCUCAGAGUUCUUUCAAGCGAAACCAGAGGCCAAGUUGAGGAGACUGUGAAUAUGAUGAUGACAGAGAGGGCCUAUCCUACACUGACUAGAAACCAAGGAAUAAUCGGGAGCAACUCUGGACAGGAUAAGACAAGGGAGGUUGUAAUGGAGGAGCUCCAUGACACCACCCUCCAGUAUAUGAGCUGUGCAGAUCCCACCGAAGCAAGGGCUAGACAACUGAGAGUUCUUGAAGGUGAUGCACGAGGCGAGAUGGAAACGGUAGCCACAGGAAUUCUAGCUGCAAGUAGGGUCCCACAAAUAGCUCCUCACCAACAACUGAUUGACCACUCGGACGAUAAUCAUACAAUUCAACCUGAGAACGAGAUGGCUCAUCGGGAGCUAAUGCUAGCCCCAACGUGCUCUUGGGAACCAGCUCAAGGAAAAGGUUUAUCUCUACUCUAA
This is a messenger RNA of Eruca vesicaria subsp. sativa (arugula), 1023 nucleotides long. Lineage: Eukaryota; Viridiplantae; Streptophyta; Magnoliopsida; Brassicales; Brassicaceae. The record is from the annotation of a GenBank genome assembly.